AUGGCUGAUGCAAGCAACGUUAAUGAUGAUAAUGAUACGGCUCGUCAAGAAGCAUUUCACAAUAGAGUCAUGGAAGUGGCAGAAGGGGUUGUGCAAGCUAAUCUUCCACGAUUAGCUCAAGAAGUAGAAAGUCGGGUGUUGGGAGUUGUGGAUGCCAUGAUGACUAGCAAGAUUGAAGAACUGAAAGAACUGAUAGAGGGAUCUAAGGGCAAAAGCAAAGAACGACGGUGCACAUAUAAAGAUUUUAUGGCAUGUCAUCUGACGACGUAUGACGGUAAAAUCGAUGCAAUCGAAUGUCAAAGAUGGAUCUCGAAUAUAGAGGCGGUGUUCAUACGAAGUCGGUGCGAUAAGGAAGAUCAAGUAAUGUUCGCUACCGGUCUACUAACCCAUCAGGCAAAAGAUUGGUGGGAUGCACACAGUAAGGAAGUAGGCGAAGAUAGACUUCAAAUUAUAACUUGGCAAGAGUUUAAGGAGCCCUUCAUGAGAUAUCAUUGUCCUCAGUCGGCUAUUGACAAGAUUCAGGAGGAUUUCUUACGCCUCCGGCAGAAAAAUGAGUCGGUAAAUGAAAUAUCAAACGCUUUCAUGGAUAAGAUGAAGUUCUGUGGGGAAUUGGUAACAACCGAAAGAAUGAAGAUAAAUCGUUUCUAUGGCGUGUUAAAGGCAGAAAUUAGAGAGUUCAUCACUCCUUCAAAAUGUGAAACCCUCGAUGAGCUCAUUAAUUUAGCACGGGAUAGGGAGAUUGAAAUUAAAAGGCAAGAAGAGAGAGGUGAAAAGAGACCAAGUGAAAAGGGUGCAAGUUUUAGUCCAUCUAAAAAGGGGAAGUUUCAGGAUCAAGGAAGGAAGGGUAAGUCGAAAGGUGGAAUUACUCCAUGCAAGACUUGUGGGAAGCUCCAAACCGGAGAGUGUUUGUUAGGCAAAAAGGGGUGCUUCAAAUGCGGUAAGGAGGGACAUUCGUCUUAUCAAUGCCCGAACAACCCGAAGACUUGUUUCAACUGUUUCGAAAAGGGGCAUAUCAAAUCAGAAUGCCCGAAGCUUUAG
This is a messenger RNA of Helianthus annuus (common sunflower), 1038 nucleotides long. RefSeq lists its product as uncharacterized. Lineage: Eukaryota; Viridiplantae; Streptophyta; Magnoliopsida; Asterales; Asteraceae. The record is from RefSeq and is a predicted model, not a curated record. Bases 1 to 1038 code for a protein of 345 amino acids. The transcript has a single exon. Gene Ontology annotation, molecular function: nucleic acid binding; zinc ion binding.